GAGAAGCGCCAUGAACAGGAACAGGAAGCCGCUGGGAGGCAAAGGCGUCGCCCCACCUCGGCAGAUGGGCUUACUGAUGGAUCUGUCUCCCGAAGGCAUGAUGGCCGGGGACGGGGUGGACGAUACAGACCUGGAGGCCGAACUCCUGGCAAUCGUCGGGGGCCAGCCGGAUCCCAAGCAGAAAUCAAACGGGAAGACUCCUUUGCCAAUGGAGGCGAUUGAAAGAAUGGCCGCUCUCUGUAUGAAGGAUCUCGACGAAGAGGAUGGGGGAGGAGAAGACGAUCUGGAAGACAUGGAAGACGACGACGAACUGCUGGCGGAACUCAACGAAGUCCUCGAAGAAGAAGAUGAAUCCCAGGAAGUUGUGACUCCUGCAGCUCCGAAGACAAAUGACACCCCGGCUGAUUCCAGUAGGACCGAAUCCCUUUUGCUGGAAAGGCUGGACAUGUACAAGGCGGCAGUCGCGAAUGCGAAACAAGCUGGGGAGGGCUCCAAGGUGCGCCGGUACGAAAGGGGCCUCAAGACCCUGGAGAACUUGCUGACCUCUGCAAGGAAGGGGAAGAAGAUCGACGAGGAGGAAGUCCCUCCCCCGGUGGCCACGGGAAAGAGCGCCGGCCCCCAGGAGGCUUCUCCUGCAGAGCCAGUUUUGCCUUCCCCAGCCUCCCUGCCUAGUGAAAGUGCCACCUUGUCCAGCCGCCGUCCUCCGGACUCUGUUCCAGCAGACCCCGAGCAGUCGUCUCCGAAAGCAUCACCUGUGUCCCGUGCCCAGUCCAGUCCGCCCCCCAAGCAGCCACCGCCGGUACUUCCAAAGCCAAAGAUUUCUCCAGCCCCCGCCGUGCCUCUUAGAUCCCCGGAGACGCCCCCGGAAAGAUCUGGCCCCUUGGCACCCUCUCCUACUGCAGGUUCCCAAACCUCUCCUAACCAGGCGGUCCUGCAGGGCCGACAACGGGAGUACAAGCUGGCGGCCUUGCGUGCGAAACAGGAAGGCAGCAUGGAAAUGGCUACCAAGUAUUUCCGCAUAGCCAAGAGCCUGGACCCCCUUUUGGAAUCCCUGAGUAAAGGCGAGCCAGUGGACCUCAGCCGCCUGCCUCCCCCUCCAGAUCAGCUGCCCAAAGAACUGCUGAUCCCGAGCAUGCCGCAGUGCCCGGUAGUGACAGCGACGCCCGUCACGCAGGCCGUGUCCCCUUUGGCGCCGGGAGUCUCAGGAGCAGGAGACAUGCCCCCGCCCCCUCGGGACAUGAUGGAAGCCCUGCAGCAGAGGAUGGAGAGGUACAAGACUGCUGCCGCCCAGGCCAAGAGCAGAGGGGACGACCGGAAGGCCAGGAUGCACGAACGGAUCGUGAAGCAAUACCAAGAGGCCAUCAGAGCUCACAAAGCAGGGAAGCCCGUGGAGUUUGCUGACCUACCUGUUCCGCCAGGUUUCCGUCCGAUCCAGGGGAUGGAACAUUCGUCGGGAGACCAGAGCUUUGUGGGGAUCCUCGAAACGGCCAUGAAACUCGCCAGCGCAAAGGAUGAAGAUGACGAAGAGUCAAAAAAGCCGGAUGUCAGCCCCGCAUCGUCCCGGCCGACAACCUCACCACAACAGAAGCCGCCGGCCCAGCCGGGCUCACAGACUCCGUCUGCCACACCAAAGGCAGGCGGAUCGGCAAAAACGACCUCCAAGAUCGUCACGAAAGCUCAGCAGCAGCUGGCCUUCCUGGAAAGCCGCAAGAAGCAACUGAUGGCGGCGGCCCUCCGAGCAAAGCAGCAGAAUGACAUCGAGGGGGCCAAGCUGUUCCUCCGCCAGGCCAAGGGCCUGGAACCCAUGAUCGAGGCCUCGCAGAACGGGCUCCCGGUCGAUAUAACAAAGGUGCCUCAGGCCCCCAUGAACAAGGAGGACUUCACCCUCGUGCAGCGCCGCGGAGUCGGUCUCUCUCCGGAGACGGCCGCCCAGUACACGGAGCUCGUGAAACUGAUGAGGCAGCAAUACGAGAUGUGCAUGAAUUAUUCCGGGCAGUUCACCCAUUUGGGAAACAUCGCAGAAACCACCAAGUUCGAGAAGAUGGCUGAAGACUGCAGAAAGAACAUGGAGACCCUGAAGCAAGCCCACGCCAAGGGGUUCCCGCUGCCCAGAUAUCAUUAUGAGCAGCGGACUUUCAGCGUGAUCAAGAUCUUUCCAGAACUGAACAGCAAUGAUAUGGUUCUUUCUGUAGUGAAAGCAAUCAACCUGCCAGCGCCUCCCGGCGUGGCUCCUAACGAUAUUGACGCUUUUGUGCGCUUUGAGUUCCCUUACCCCAACGCGGAGGAAGCGCAGAAGGACAAGACCAACGUGGUCAAAAAUUCCAACUCCCCCGAAUUCCAAGAGCAGUUCAAGCUGUUUAUCAACCGGGGGCACCGCGGCCUCAAGAGAGCCCUGCAGACCAAAGGCAUCAAGUUUGAAGUGGUCCAUAAAGGAGGGCUCUUCAAGACCGACCGCACGUUGGGAACGGCGCAGCUGAAGCUGGAAGCACUGGAGACAGCUUGUGAGCUCCGGGAGUUCCUGGAGCUCCUGGACGGCCGGCGGCCGACGGGAGGCAAGCUAGAAGUCAUCGUCCGCCUGAGAGAACCGCUGAGCUCCCAGCAGCUGGAGACGACAACCGAGAAGUGGCUGGUCAUCGAUCCCCUGACGAUGCCCCCGGUCGCCGUUCCCAAACCCAAGCAGGUUGCGGUUCCCAAACCCAAGCCAGCGGUGACUCCCACGAAGGAUGCGGGCGGCAGCAAACCGGUCUACGCCCUGCACAGCUUCAACGUUCUCACCUUUGACAAGGAGAAGCUGGAGAGAAAGAUGAUGGCCUGCAGGCAGUCCGGCCAGCGCCUCCCCAACCAGCUGGUGGACCAGCACCAGGAAGUCGCGAGGAUGAUCCAGUGGCAGAAGUCCCAGCUUCAGCACGGAGGCCCCGCGGUGAGAAAAGAGUACCUGGCGCAGCUGGAACGGUACCAACAGCUCUACACGGAGGCAGCGCGCCGCCUUGGCACUGAAGGCAAACGGGAGGCGGCCAAAGACGCUCUUUACAAACGGAAUCUGGUCGAGCGGGAGCUGCAGAACUUCCACCAAUGAAAGAAACGCUGAAGAUGCGAAAGCCUGAGAAUUUGCACUGUCGAGUAACCGCACCGUUGGUCACACGCGGUCUCCUUCCUGCAAGGGUGUGGGGGGAGCGGUAAGGGGGAGGAGAGGAGGCACUUGAUGGGGGGCCGCAGGGGGGGACCCCCUAGCUCACUGUGUUUUGGUGGUGGUUGGGGGAAUCUUCCUGGCUUUCGUGUCCUCGCACAAUCGAUAAAGGGAUCAGAGUCUACGGGUAUGGCAAGGCACGGGACCCCGCCAGGUGAAGAGAGACAAUCCCGGUGGCAAAGGCACUGCCACCCUGCCCUCUGGGCAACACACGUCUUAAUUAACGAGUCCGUUGAGCCAUCCCGCAGCAGGGCCUUGGUUUCUGGACUCCAGCGGAGGAGGAGGCGACGGAUCCUCCUCCACAUCCUCACAGUCGCUCUGGCAUGCAUCCCUGCUAAUAAUUUAUACUUUUUGGAACGCUAGUGGUUUCCCCCUCCAAAGCUUUCUAGGAAUCAUAGUCCUGUGAGGGUGCCGAUGAUUCCCCGGCACCCCCGACAGAACUACAACUUCUCAGGCCCAGCACCUUAACCUGCACAAACCUUUUUUAGUCGGACACGCUUUGUGAUGUAAACACGACCAUAGCACCUUGCCUCUCCAAGCCCCCGGACGUGGAAGGGACCCUGCGGCACCCGAGGCGUGCUGAGCUUUUUAGCAUUUAGGGUUUUGGCGCUUUCCGGACCCCGAAGACUUCCCUGCCCUUGCAGGGGCUCCCUCGGCCCCGUCCGGUCCGCAGCUCCCUUCCGAGCCCUCCCCCCUUCUCUCCUUGCACCCGACACUUUGCACGCCCCUCUGAGCGUUGCUCGAGAAGGUCUCGCCUUUCCCCAGCCAGGCCUCCAAGGGCUCCCCGCCUUAACCGCCUUGAUGCCUCCCAGGGCCCCCACCAGGAUGCGGUGCACAAGGCCUCGCUCGCCAGCUGCCCUCCUGCACACAUUCCUCGGGCCCUGGAAAGGCGGGCCCAACCCACCCCCGUCUCUCUGCCUCACAUGCCACAGAACCCACGCUGGUCACGGCGCUGCCUCUUUGCAUCGGUCCAUUUCGGAGCUGCCAGAGGAAAGGGGCCUGAGAUUUCGAGAUUCCCUCCUCUCCGAGAGAGGCCGACUCGACAUUUGUCUUCCCCACCAGUGUCCCGGCCUUCUGACUCCGUCUUCCAAAAAAACACACACCCCGUCUACAUUUGCUUUCGGCUUCACACUUCAACCGUGCUAGUAUAAUGUUGCCUGUCCGGAUAUGCUUAUCGCCCUCUCGUGGCGGCUACAUUGUCACUGCGCCUCCGCUUUAAGCGAAUCUUCUCCAAACCGCUUUCAAACAAGCACGGAGAAGGGCAGCGUCACAGCAGCACGAAACGGGUUUAAGAAUGCACAUGCAGAUUCGACCAGAGGGAGAAGCACACGCCGAGGGCCAUUCCUCCUUUCUCCCCGGCUUCCUCAGGAGUCCCCGGCAGGGUGUCCCUCUAGCAGGACAUUCGCAUCCAGGUUGGUGGAGCAGCCGCUGGGCCUGGGAACACCCAACAGCUUGUGAAAUACAAUCGGCCGCGGUGUAGUUUGGAGCCAUGUUUGGGCCAACAUCUAAAAAACCCCUUGCCCCCGCCCGCAUUCCUUCGGAAACCAAAAUGGAACUCCUCCCGUCCCCUGGUGGUGAGAAAGGACGACGAGCGUAUGUUCCCGGCAGCUUCCCCCCCCUUUCCUCGCUUCCCUGACCUCAUUUACGCAAACCUUUUUUUGAGAGGGGUUUUUCCCCCCUGAUCUUGAGACAAGUGCCUGCCUCGGAGGUCGCCCCUCACCUCGAGGUGUCCUGAAAGCCAAGGUCAGAAACAAAGAGCCUGCAGGUUUGACUGUGUUUUUAUUUUGUGCUUCAGAGUGACAUAGAUUAUAACGUUUUUAGGGGAGGGAAAUGGAAGUGGGAAAUGAAUAUGUAUAAGACCCCCCCCCCUCUAGAACCUUGCACCAAUAAACACCUUGUG
This is a messenger RNA of Gekko japonicus, 5087 nucleotides long. It is a transcript of the gene CC2D1A, whose product is annotated as coiled-coil and C2 domain containing 1A. The transcript is spliced from 29 exons. The coding region runs from base 11 to 3076 and encodes 1021 amino acids. Gene Ontology annotation, cellular component: nucleus. Gene Ontology annotation, molecular function: DNA-binding transcription repressor activity, RNA polymerase II-specific; RNA polymerase II cis-regulatory region sequence-specific DNA binding. NCBI's taxonomy places the organism in Eukaryota, Metazoa, Chordata, Lepidosauria, Squamata, Gekkonidae. Gene Ontology annotation, biological process: regulation of transcription by RNA polymerase II. The record is from RefSeq and is a predicted model, not a curated record.